Messenger RNA from Strongylus vulgaris, 432 nucleotides. The record is from the annotation of a GenBank genome assembly. NCBI's taxonomy places the organism in Eukaryota, Metazoa, Nematoda, Chromadorea, Rhabditida, Strongylidae.
AUGGAUGUGCAGUCCAUUCCGAGUAAGCAAACAAAGAAAACAGAAGCCCUGCUUAAGAAAAUUCGCACGAAAGCGAUGAAGGCAACCAUUGCAGCCGAAACGGACACAUCCGCAAACCAAUAUUCAUUAGAAGAUCUUAUGGCAAUGGAAAAUGUCAAACACAUUGAGAUUUUCAAAAUUGACAUUGAAGAUCGCUACUUCCACACUUCAUCGCCUCUGAAUCUCUUAUUGCAGAUCUUGAUCGAAGUUCACGGCACCCCAGCAGAGAUGAUCACUUUAAUAAAUGAAAUCUCACGUCGUGGUUAUUGGCUGUAUUCUUACGAAAUCAAUGGCGCAUGGCACAAUCUCUGCGAAUUCUCAUUUUUACACGAGGAUGCAUUUUCACGAUAUGGAGCUACUCCCAUGGCGAAAUAUUUGGACAUAAACGAAUGA